AUGGGCUACACUGAUGGAGGUUUUCUCAAAUGGCAUCUUCGUAACAAUGACACAUAUCCGCUUGCAAUGCCACGACCAGAUUGUCACCCUGGUGCAAAUACACUUUGGGACUGUCCGGGUUUCGCAGAUCCAAACGCUAUUCGGCUUAGUGAAAAUCUUUGUCAAGGCGAAGACGACUUGGGACUCGUCUGCUGGGGAGCGCCGAUUUUUAAAGGAUGGGCAAAACACUGGAAGGGAGUCCAAAUUUACAAUUCUCCCUUCACCUAUGUAAGUGCAGAUCCGGAUCAUGUAGCAGUUCAAAGGGAAUCGCUUAGUCGAAUAGAAUAUCUGGAUAUCCUCUAUGCUGGCUAUGAUGGGUACGGUACUGAUUGAUA
Messenger RNA from Strongylus vulgaris, 374 nucleotides. The record is from the annotation of a GenBank genome assembly. NCBI's taxonomy places the organism in Eukaryota, Metazoa, Nematoda, Chromadorea, Rhabditida, Strongylidae.